This is a messenger RNA of Dictyostelium discoideum AX4, 3030 nucleotides long. RefSeq lists its product as hypothetical. The transcript has 2 exons. The coding region runs from base 1 to 3030 and encodes 1009 amino acids. Lineage: Eukaryota; Evosea; Eumycetozoa; Dictyosteliales; Dictyosteliaceae. Gene Ontology annotation, biological process: vesicle-mediated transport. The record is from RefSeq and is a predicted model, not a curated record.
AUGAAAUGUUUAAUUAUUGUAGAUUCAAUUAAAGAUGAAACCCUGUAUUCAGAAUAUGAUAUUGAAACAUUAGGUGUUAAUAUAAAAGCAGUAAUUCAUUUCAUUCAAAUGAAUAUUGGUGAAAAACCAACAUUUUUUCAAGCAAAUAAACAUAGAUUCGUUUUUCAAUAUAAUGAAAACAUUUGGUUUAUUUUAGUAUCAAAUGAUGAUGAUUCAGAAAUAUUAUUAAGACAUAGAUUAUAUUUAUUAAAUGGAUUAUUUUCAAUGAUAUUAGGAUCAACAUUAGCUGAAAAGAAUUCAUCAAAAUUUAAUCAAUUAAGAAAAUUAAAGAGAAAGAUGUCACAAAUUUCAUCAACUGUUAAUACAAUGUUUGAUGAAUCACAAAGUGUAUUAGCACAAGCUUAUGAAUCAUUGGAAUUGAAUUCAGGUAUUAGAGAGCGCUGUAAAAAGACAUUAAAAGAGCUAUUGGAUACAACACCAGAAUCAUCAUAUGCUCUAUUAUUCGUUGGUACUAAACUUGCUGCUCAUAAUGUAAAACCAAAAGAAAAACAUCUUUUAAACCAUUUCGAUAUAUUCUUAUUAUCAAUUUAUAUUCAAAUUCAAUUAUACCCAAGAGCUAUUGAAAAAGUUAAAGUUAAAUCACAAUCAAAUGAAGAAGAACAACAACAACCUCAAUCAACUUCCUCACCAAUAACUCAAGAAAUUUCUUCAUUUGAAGAAAUCCCUUCAAUGGAAUUAAAUUAUAAUAAUAAUUGUAAUGAUAAUGAUAAUAAAAAUAUUAAUAAUAAUAAUAAUAAUAAUAGUAAUAAUAGUAGUAAUAAUAAUAGUAAUAUCAAUAGUAAUAGUAGUAAUAAUAAUCAUAAUCAUAAUGGAGGCCAUGGUGGUAGUGUAAGAAGAAGUAGUAGAUUUGAAGGAUCAUUAGAUAGAACAAUAGGUAUUUCAUCACAUCAAGAUGAAAAUAGUCCAGAAGAGGAUAAUUAUGAAACAGCUCCUGAAGAUUUCGAUGAGCCAUUAUACUUUUUAUCAAGUCCAUUUUUAGAUCAAUUAUUAGAAGAAUCAAGUACUUCUUCUAAUACAACAACAAUGACAACAACAACCACUACUACUACCAAUACAACCACUUCCUCCACUACAGUUACUAAUGCAACAAAAAUAAUACCAUCACCAACAUCAUCAACAACAUCAAUAUCUUCAUCAGUAUCAUCAGUAUCAUCAUUAUUAUCAAUGCCAAUUAAUAGUAAAAGAAAUAGACAUCAUAAUUUAUUGAUUGAACAAUUGAGAGAAGGAUUAAAGAGUUCAACAACUGGUGAUGCUGUUUCUUUAUUAAAUUAUUCAUUAUAUUCAAUUGGUUAUUUGGAUGAAUAUAAUCAUUCAACUAGAGAAAUCUAUACUUCAAUUACAGAAUCUGCAAUUAGAAAAUUCCAAGAGGAUAAUAAUAUACCAAUGACAGGUGUUGCUGAUUUUAGUACAAUUCGAUUAAUUCUAUGUAGAGUUAGAAUAUCCGAUCCAAAUAUACUAAAACGUAGAUCUCUAGCAUAUAGUGAUAAUGAUCUUGGUUCAUUUAGAGAUAUCUCCCUUAAAGAUAGGGAUAAUAGUAUUGGUAAAGAUUCUUCAACUUCUUCUUCUCCUUCAGCAACUAAUGAUCAAUCUUCAACAAUUAAACAAUCAUCAAGACGUAAUAAUACAUCAACAAAUAAAAAUAUAAAUGAUAAUAGCAAUAAUAAUAAUAGUAAUAGUAAUAGUAAUAGUAAUAGUAAUAGUAAUAGUAAUAGUAAUAGUAAUAGUAAUAGUAAUAGUAAUAGUAAUAGUAAUAAUAACGAUAAUAUUAAUACUGAUAAUAAAAAUGAAAUUAAUAAUAUAAAUGAAAAUAAUAGUAAUACCAACAAAGACAACAACAAUAAUAAUAAUAAUAAUAAUGAUAGUAGUAAUAAUACCAAUAAUAUAAACAACAAUAGUAAUAAUAAUAAUAAUAAUAAUAAUAAUAAUAAUAAUAAUAAUAAUAAUAAUAAUAAUAAUAAUAAUAAUAAUAAUAAUAAUAAUAAUAAUAAUAAUAAUAAUAAUAAUAAUAAUAAUAAUAAUAAUAAUAAUAAUUUAAAUGAUGAAAAUAAUAAUGAAAAUCAAUAUAAUACAGCACAAUCAACAUAUGAACAAAUUAAUCUUAGACUUGGUAAUGGUGUAAUGACAGUUUAUGCAUUUUGUGGAGAAGUUAGUGAAAAUAUCUUUUUAAUUGUAAUUAAUAAGAAUGCUAAUAAUAACAAUAAUAAUAAGGUUAGAGAUGUUAAUCAAGAGAGAGAGAAAUUAGAAUACUCUAAACAAUUGGUUCGUAAUAGUAUUAGUAUACAAUUUGGUUCCUUUUUAUUAGCAAAAGAAAAGAGUAAUAUUGCAAUCUCAAGAUUCUUUCAUAUACCUGGCAUUGUUCAUUUCCUUUUAAUAGAUAGAGCUAAUCAUCGUAUAAGAGCACCUGUAAUAUCCCCAGAUUUAAUACCAUUCCAAAGAAAUAAUAAAAAUAAUCCUAUGAAUAUGAGUUUUAAUUUAGGUUCUGAUAGUUAUAAUAAUAGCAACAACAACCACAACAACAACAGCUAUCAUUAUCAAGGUAAUAAUGUUGGUGGUAUCAAUUUCGAUAGUAUCAAUAUUAAUAUAGAUCCAAAUAAUGAACAAUCAAUUUCAGAUACUCAAAAUGGUAUGGUUAGAUUUUUAAAGAAAAAGAUUUGGACAAUGUACAGUUAUUGCUGUCAACAGUUAUGUCGUGGUAAUCAUUAUAUGAUUUGGAAUGAUAAAGAUUUUCAAUACAGUUAUAGACUUUGGAUUGCCGAUGAUGAAAAUAAUGAACAUAAGUUGGACCAUUCCGUAUCAUUAAGAUUAAAUCAAAAAUCAUUUUAUGCUGACCUUUUAAAAAAUUCUUUCCCUCAUUCUUCAAAAAUGAAAUGUUAUGAACUAUUAAUCCUUUAUAUCGGUGUUUUACCAAUCUCAAUGGUUUCAAAGAAUGAUAAAGCAUUAUAUCAUUUAUUAUUUGAAAUGGAUGAAUAA